Messenger RNA from Mercurialis annua (annual mercury), 5833 nucleotides. Its product is annotated as putative disease resistance protein RGA3. Gene Ontology annotation, biological process: defense response to other organism. NCBI's taxonomy places the organism in Eukaryota, Viridiplantae, Streptophyta, Magnoliopsida, Malpighiales, Euphorbiaceae. The record is from RefSeq and is a predicted model, not a curated record. Gene Ontology annotation, molecular function: ADP binding.
CUACUCUACCUUACUGAUGGUUAAAUUUGCAAAAUUGAUGAGAAGCCUUUAAAGUUGCACUCCAACUGUUUGAUAAAAUGCCCCUUAGCUAAUCAUUGUCAUUUUAUAUGUCUUCUACAUCAAGUUAUAUUAUGUUCUCGACAAUUUUCUUUAACUUUGUCAAAAUUUAUCUUUAACUUUGGUAUCAAGAAUUGUUUUCUUGACAGUCAAGUAAUGUUAUUCUUUUCUUUGACACUGAGUGAUGAAAACAUGCCAUAGCUUUCAAGCAUUAUAAAUAUGUAUGCUAUUGUCUGAAUUAAUAUCACCAUAAAAAAACUACCCUUUGAUAUAUAUUUUCAUUUAUUUCGUUUUCUGCGAUCACUGAUCAUUGCUUUCAAUAUGACUGAUUUUUUUGUUUCCAAAGCAUUAGAUAUGCUGACUGCAGCCAUUGCUGGUGAGAUAGAACAAAAAGUCAAGCUUGUUGUUGGCGUCAAGAACGAGGUCAAAUUGCUCACCGACAAUCUACAGUCGAUCCAAGCUGUUCUUGUUGAUGCAGAGAAAAGGCAGUUGAAGGAGGAAACUGUUAAACUUUGGCUCCGCAGGCUGAAAAACAUAUCGUAUGACAUUGAUGAUGUGCUGGAUGAGUGGAGCUUUGAAAUUUUGAAAUCAAAAAUUGAGGGAGAUGAAUAUGAAUACGCUUCUAAGUCGAAAAGGAUUAAGGUAUGGCCUUUUAUCCUAUCCUUUUGCUUUUGCUUUCGCGAAGUUGGUUUUCGCCAUGACAUUGCUGUGAAAAUCACAGAGCUGAAUGAAAGUUUAGAUGUAAUUGCAAAAGAGAAAGAUAAAUAUAGCUUUUCUUUGAUAAAAAGGAUUGAGAAUAUUGAACGAGCAGUGACUACCUCUGUUAUCAAUAUACCAGAGAUGAAACAUAGAGAGCAGGAUGAGAAGGCAGUGUUUAACUUGCUGUUGGCAGACAGUAGUAAGCAGAACCCUCAUAUCAUCUCUGUAGUAGGGAUGGGAGGGAUUGGCAAAACAACUCUCGCCAAACUAGUUUAUAAUGAUAAACAAGUGACAUCCCAUUUUGAUAUAAAAUUAUGGGUUUGUGUCUCGGAUCCCUUUGAUGAGAUCAGAAUUGCAAAGGCAAUCCUUGAAUCUCUUAAAGGAAUUGCUCCAAAUAUUGUUGAAUUGCAAAACAUUGUAGAACAAAUUCAACAAUGUAUUUUCAGAAAAAAAGUUUUUACUUGUUCUAGAUGAUUGUGGAACGAAGACAGUCGAAAGUGGGGACAAGUAGAACAUUUCCUUAAAUGUGGUUCCAUAGGAAGUAAAAUUUUAGUAACCUCACGUAAGGAAAAUGUUGCUAGGAUUAUGGGCUGUAGAAACAUAAUCCGCCUAGGAUUGUUGUCAGAUGAGGAUUGUUGGUCAAUAUUUUGUGAAGUCGUAUUUUCUGAAAGGACCGAUGACUUAGAGCACAACAGGAGUCUAGUAGAAAUUGGUAGAAACAUUGUAAAUAGGUGCAAGGGCUUACCACUUGCUGUAAAAACAAUAGGAGGUCUUUUGCGCUUUAAAGACUCUGUAGACGAGUGGCAAAGAGUCUUGGAUAGUGAUUUGUGGGAAAUAGAGGAAAUGGAAAGAGAUGUUUUUGCUCCAUUGUUUUUAAGUUAUAACGACUUACCCUCUUCAUUGAAACAAUGUUUCUUGUAUUGUGUCAUUUUCCCUAAGGAUCAUCUUAUGAGCACAGAUAAACUAAUUGAAAAGUGGAUAAGUCAAGGUUAUCUUAAGGCAACAAAAAGCAAAAGUAUGGAGAUGAUUGGUGAUGAGUAUUUUUAAAUUCUAGUUAUGCGGUCUUUCUUCCAAGAUCUAGUGAAGAUUAACAACCGCUACGUUUUUAAGAUGCAUGACUUAGUGCACGAUUUUGCUCAAUCGCUCAUGAAAAAUGAAUGUUGUAGCAUAGAGGUGCUAAAUAAUGAAAUAGAGCAGCGAAUGAUAGAUUUUAAUCCUAUAGAAGUACGUCAUGUAAGCAUUAGACUUGGUCCGGAUGUUAGUUUUCCUAGUUCAUUUUACAAUCUAAGAAGGUUACACAGUCUCAUUUUUUUAUGGGGAAAUGGUACAAUGAUUGGAGUAGCCUUACCUAAGAUAUUCAAUGAACUGACUUGUUUGAGAUCCUUAAGCUUAAGUGGUUGUGACAUUAGAGAAAUCCCCUCUAAUAUAAGUAAAUUGAUUCAUUUGAGGCAGCUUGACGUGUCUAGGAAUAACAAAUUGAAGGAGUUGCCUGAAACAGUAUGCCAAUUAUAUAAUUUGCAAACCAUAGAUGUAGUCUCUUGUGAAAAUCUAAAAUGCUUACCCGAAGGGAUGGGGAAACUUAUUAAUUUAAGGUACCUGAAUAAUGAUCAGACUUCCUUUUCGUUGCCGAAAGGAAUCGGAAGAUUAAGUGGUUUGCAAAAGUUAUGCAUGGUCAACAUUUGCAACAAUGAACAGGGAGAAGCUGCAUUCAUUCUUAGAGAUAUUAAAACACUGAAUCAACUUGGUGGAAGUUUGACCAUAGAAUGGAGAAGACAACAUGUGGCUGAAGUGGACGUGGAGGAUGCGAAACAAGCAGAGUUAAAGAAUAAAAAGAAUCUCACUGAUUUGAAGAUAUAUUUUAGCGACGAAAUAUACGGAGUAGAGUGGAGGAAACAGCAAGAUGAAGAAUUGUUAGAAGCUUUAGAACCAUCAACAAAGUUAAAAUCUUUAACAAUAUCGGAUUACUUGGGCACCAAUAAAACAUGCGGGCAUCCGAAUUGGAUUACUUCGAUGUCAAGUCUUCGAAAGAUUAACCUCGGUAGAUGGCGAAAUUGUGAGAAUUUUCCUCCAUUCGGAGCAUUACCUUGGCUCGAAUCCCUUCGCUUGUUGAAAUUCUACAGUUUAAAAAAAGUUGGAAUUGAAUUUUUGGGGUUGGAUCAUCUUGACAUUUCUACUGCAUUCCCCAAGUUGAUAGACUUGCAGUUCCAAUUGAUUGAAGAAUGGGAAGAGUGGAGUGACCAAGAUGUGGGUGAUAAUGCUGCAAAAAUAAUGCCAUCUUUAAGGUUUUUGGCCAUUUGGUCAUGUCCAAAGUUGAAGAAAUUGCCAAAUUAUAUCCUCCAAAAAACUGCACUGAAUAUUGAUAUUAAGGAUAAUAAGGUUUUUUUCCCUCUUAGUGGACGCUCCUAAUUAAGAUCAUUUCUUUUUCCCUUAGUGGACUUCACUUCGUUUUUCAAUCGAUUUGUCCUCUCCUUCCUUUGGUGAUGGAUUGACUCUGACUUUUCAGAAGUCGUGGUGAGGUGGUGUGAAAAAAGCAAUGGAGAAAGACCUCGAAAGUUUAUGAAGGAAGUUCUCCUUGACAGAGGAAGAGCCGGAUGUUGUGGAACUGGGAGGUAAAGAGCAGAUACAAGCAUCUGAGUUGAAGUUUAAACGGUGCAGUGUGGGUCGAUUACUAUGUGGGAAGCCAUUCAAUAUUAAGGCUCUUCACAGAGCCAUGACUGGGGCAUGGCUGGGGCAUGGAGGAUUAACAGUGGGUUUAACAAGAAUAAGGUAUUAAGGGAUGCCCCUCGGCAUUAUGAUCGCCAGUUAAUUGUCCUAGCUGAAGUGAAGGGGGACGAACAAUUGUCCGACGUAAAGUUGAUUCAUCUCCAUUCUGGGUCAGGUUGUUUAAUGUCCCUCUCAACUGUCGACAUAGAGAAAGCGUCACUAAGAUUGCGGAGAAGGCCGGUGUGGUCCUGGAGAUUCGUUAGCAGGAUAUUGUGGCAUGGGGAAAACACAUCAGGGUUCGAGUGGUAGUAGACAUAUCCAGAGUAAUUCAAAUAAGGUAAUUAAACUUAUCUUUUUUUUUUCUCAUGCUUUUUGCUAAAUAUAAUGACUUAAGUGAUAAUUUACCCCCUCAACGCAAACGAUAAUCAAUUAGCACAUAUCUUAAUUCUAUGGUCAAGUUAGUCAUACACUUGGUUUUAUUUUAUCUAUUUGCCUUAUUUUAGCAUAAUAUUAUCAUAAAAUGUGAGCCACACGAGCCGAAUCAGGUGUAGAAAUAGGAUAAAUUGAUUAAAAACCAAGUUUGGGAGAAAUUUGAACAUAAAGUUAAAAUAUAUGAUAAUUGACAAUCACUUGCAAAUCGAGAUAGCAAAUUACCACUUAAGUCUAAAUUUAAUUUUCUCUUAGCUGCAUACUCACUUUUCCAAGCAAAGUUCAUUGUACAAAUUAAAGUUUUCUAUGUAAAAAGUGACAUAGUAUUAUUAAUUUUCAUUAGCAAAAACAUGCAAUUAAUGAAGUACGUCAUGUAGGCAUUACACUUGGUCCGGACGUCAGUUUUCCUAGUUCAUUUUACAAUCUAAGAAGGUUACACAGUCACAUUUUUUUGUCCGGAAAUGGUACGAUGAUUAGAUUAGCCUUACCUAAGAUAUUCAAUGAACUGACUUGUUUGAGAUCCUUAAGCUUAAGUGGUUGUGACAUUAGAGAAAUCCCCUCUAAUAUAAGUAAAUUGAUUCAUUUGAGGCAGCUUGACGUGUCUCGAAAUAAAGAACUGAAGGAGCUUCCUGAAACAGUAUGCAAAUUACAUAAUUUGCAAACCAUAGAUGUAGAGUCGUGUGAAAUGAAAUGCUUACCUGAAGGGAUGGGGAAACUUAUUAAUUUGAGGUACCUAAAUAGUGAUGAGACUUCCUUUAAGUGGUUUGCAAAAAUUAUGCAUAGUCAACAUUUGCAGCAAUGAACAAGGAGCGGCAGCAGCAUUUGUUCUUAGAGAAGUUAAAAAGCUGAAUCAACUUUGUGGAAAUUUGGCCAUAAAUGGAGAAGACAACAUGUGGCUGAAGUGGACAUGGAGGAUGCGAAACAAGCGGAGUAAAAGGACAAAAAGUAUCUCACUGAUUUGCAGAUAUAUUUUAGCGACGAAAGAUACGGAGUAGAGUGGAGGAAACAGCAAGAUGAAGAAUUGUUAGAAGCUUUAGAACCAUCAACAAAGUUAAAAUCUUCAACAAUAUAUGGGAUUACUUGGGCACCAAUAAAAUUUAUGGACAUCCGAGUUGAAUUGUGUUGAUGACUAGUCUUCGGAAGGUUAACCCCGGUAGAUGGAGUAACUGUGCGAACUUUCCUCCAUUAGGAACAUUACCUUGGCUCGAAUCCCUUCGCUUGUGGAAAUUCCGCAGUUUAAAAAGAGUUGGAGUUGAAUUUUUGGGGUUGGAUCAUAUUGAUAUUUCUACUGCAUUCCCCAAGUUGAUGGACUUGGAGUUCCAAUUGAUUCAAGAAUGGGAAGAGUGGAGUGACCAAGAUGAUGCUGUAAAAGUAAUGUCAUCUUUACGGUUUUUGGGCAUAUGGUCAUGUCCAUAGUUGAAGAAAUUGCCAAAUUACAUCCUCCAGAAUGUUAGAUUCCAUCUUAAAACCAAUUGGUAUUAAGUGGAGGUGCCCAACUAAUAUAUAAACACAUGUCCACUCACACACACAACCAAUGUGGGAUUUCCCACUUUAACACUCCCCCUCACGCGUAGCGUGUACGGGCCGAGCAACAAAGUUGCCCCUCACGUAAAUCUCACGUGGGCCGGGCCAAACUCAAAUUGUGUGAAUGGACAAGGCUCUGAUACCAUGUUAGAUUCCAUCUUAAAACCAAUUGGUAUUAAGUGGAGGUGCCCAACUAAUAUAUAAACACAUGUCCACUCACACACACAACCAAUGUGGGAUUUCCCACUUUAACACAGAACACAUCACUAAAGCUUGAAAUCAGAGUUUGUUAUAGUCUGCAACAACAAUAAUAUCCAGAGUAAUUCAAAUCAGGUAAUUAAACUAAUCCUUCACUUUUCUUCUUUUCACAUGCUUUUAGCUAAAUAUAAUGACUUAAGUGGCUAUUUUAUUUUCUCCCUCA